Molecule: messenger RNA, 834 nt
Organism: Gossypium raimondii (Peruvian cotton)
Lineage: Eukaryota; Viridiplantae; Streptophyta; Magnoliopsida; Malvales; Malvaceae
Product: receptor-like protein 9DC3
Exons: 1
Coding region: 1-834 (277 amino acids)
Molecular function (GO): protein binding
Source: RefSeq, a predicted model, not a curated record
AUGAAUCGGUUUCAAGGAACCAUCCCUGACACAUUUGAUAAGAAAUGUGGGUUGAACAAUAUUAACUUCAAUGGCAAUGAAUUGGAAGGGUCAAUACCACCAUCUUUGGUUCAUUGUAGAAACAUGCAAGUGUUGGAUCUUGGUAACAACAAGAUCAAAGAUACAUUCCCUCGCUGGCUGGAAACACUGCCUGAAAUGCAAGUUCUUGUUUUGCGGUCCAACAAAUUGCACAGUUUCUUACCAAGUCCCAUGGUAAAUCAUUCUUUUCCCGAGUUAAGAAUUUUAGACCUUGCUAACAAUGACUUGGCCGGGCCUUUACCAAAAGGGUACGUUGACAACAUGAAGGGCAUGUGGAAUCUCGAUGAACAAGGAACUUCUUCAUAUAUGGGAACAAGAAAUUUCUCUUACCAUUAUUCUGUGAGUUUGACCAUCAAAGGAUUUGAGAUUAAACUUGAGAAAAUCUUGACAAUAUUCUCAAGUAUUGAUCUCUCAAACAAUAUGUUUGUCGGAGAGAUUUCAAGUUUUGUGGGACAGCAUAAUUCACUCAGAGGGCCCAACCUGUCUCAUAAUAGCUUCAGUGGUCAAAUCCCUGAAUCCAUUGGAAAUUUGACCCAACUUGAAUGGUUAGACCUCUCUUCAAACAAGCUCAAUGGCCAGAUUCCUCACAAACUCGCUGAUCUAACAUUUCUUGCCUUCUUAAACCUUUCGGAUAACCGACUCACAGGACCGACUCCUCAAGGCAGACAGUUCAAUACAUUUGAAAAUGCUUCAUACCAUGGAAACAUAGGUCUAUGCGGGUUUCCAUUAUCCAGAGGUUGCAACGCAGAUGGGUGA